Molecule: messenger RNA, 1396 nt
Organism: Ctenopharyngodon idella (grass carp)
Lineage: Eukaryota; Metazoa; Chordata; Actinopteri; Cypriniformes; Xenocyprididae
Gene: acot8
Product: acyl-CoA thioesterase 8
Exons: 6
Coding region: 52-1014 (320 amino acids)
Biological process (GO): fatty acid catabolic process; acyl-CoA metabolic process
Cellular component (GO): peroxisomal matrix
Molecular function (GO): fatty acyl-CoA hydrolase activity
Source: RefSeq, a predicted model, not a curated record
AGGGUUUUGAAUCGAUUCAGAAGAUCCGCCCGCCACACAGAUACAGUAAAUAUGGCUGAACGCGGCAGUGAAUCUGGAGUUGACAUUGUAGUAAAUCAAGCGUCCAAAUCAAGUGAAGCUGAUCUCAGAAGUGUUCUGGUCACGAGUGUUCUGAAUUUAGAGAAGCUCGACACCGACCUGUACAGAGGGACACAUCACUGGGUUCCUCGCACCAAGCGCCUCUUCGGUGGUCAGAUCGUUGGACAGGCUCUUGUAGCUGCGGCCAGUUCUGUCAGUGAUCAUCUCUACGCUCAUUCACUGCACUGCUACUUCGUGAGAGCAGGGGACCCAAAGGUGCCAGUGCUGUACCAGGUGGAAAGGACUCGGGAUGGCCGCAGUUUCUGUGUGCGAUCUGUGAAAGCCAUUCAGCACGGUCAGCCCAUACUGAUCUGCCAGGCGUCGUUUCACAUGCAGCAGCCCAGUCCACUGGAGCAUCAGUUCAACAUGCCCACCGUCCCUCCGCCGGACACACUGCUCACGGUCGAGGAGCUCAUUCAGCGCACCCUCAGUGAUCCAAACCUGGCAGAUAAUACGCGACAGGGUCUAAAUAAAAUACUUGCUGAUGAAGUUCCUAUAGAGAUCAAGCCAGUCAACCCGCCUGAUUUCUACAGACGUGUUGCCAUGGAACCGAAGACGUUAUUCUGGGUGCGAGCGAGAGGGCAUAUAGGAGCUGGUAACAUGAAGCUGCACUGUUGUGUGGCGGCGUACGUGUCGGAUUAUGCUUUCCUGGGGACGGCGCUGCUGCCGUACCCGAAUCACAGGGCACAGUUCUCGGCCUCGCUGGAUCACGCCAUGUGGUUUCACAGCACGUUCAGAGCAGACGAGUGGAUGCUGUACGAGUGUGAAAGCCCGUGGUCAGGAGGCAGCAGAGGCUUCGUCCAGGGCCGUCUGUGGAGACAGGAUGGCGUUCUCGCAGCUUCCUGCGCCCAGGAGGGAGUGAUACGAGUGAAGGCAGUUUCUCAGAGUAAAUUAUAGAGGAUAUACUCUUAAAUAGAAUAGAAUUCUUAAGAUGCCUUAUGAUAGUUGCCAGGCUGACUUUUUUGGUUUAUAAUUUGUCAUAUUACAACAAUGUCAAGAUUGCAGUUGGUCUGCAGAAUAUGGCAAUAAAUAACAGCACUUAUAAACUUAGCUUUUUUUGUCUCUUGUGUUAAAAUAAUUGUCCAUUUAGGUUAACCCUGUUCAAAAAUGUUGAAGACAGUGUUUUCUUAUGAAGUGUAUGAACAAUGAGAUUAUCUUCACUGUUUAAUUAUAAACAAAAAGUCUUCAGUGACAUACUGCAAGUUGUGAAUGUGGGACAUUUUAAAUGUAAAUGAGAACUUGAAUUAUUUAUAAUUUAUUAAUAAACAAAACAAUCUGA